AUGUUGCUGCUUCAGUGCAGGCAUGGAGCCUCUUUUCCUAAGCUAGAUAACUUGGUACCAAGAGGAAAAAUGAAGAUUCUCCUGGUCUUUCUCGGUCUGCUUGGUAAUUCCAUUGCUAUGCCAAUGCACAUGCCGCGAAUGCCUCGAUUUAGCAGUAAAAGUGAGGAGAUGAUGCGGUAUGGUCACUUCAACUUUCUGAACUCCCCACAUUUGCCGCACUUCGGCCCCGUGUAUGGACAUGGUUUGCAACUCCCUCAUCAGUUCCCACCAUACCAGAUGCCCAUGUGGCCUCAGCCACCACCAAACACAUGGCAGCCACACAAACCCUCAGCAUCCAAACGCCAAGGCAAGACUGACCAAACCCAAGAUACCCAGAAACCCAACGAAACUCAGCCAAAAAAGUCAUCACAAAAGCGGCCUUGGACACAGCCUCCACAUGCCCCAACCGAUCCCAAAGAAGACGAUCAGCCACCUCAGGCAUUCCCACCAUUCGGCAACGGGCUAUUUCCCUAUCAUCAGUCACCGUGGCAGAUCCCACAGAGGCUACCACCGCCAGGUUAUGGCCGCCCACCAGCCAGCAAUGAAGAAGGAGGGAAUCCUUACUUUGGAUAUUUUGGAUAUCAUGGCUUUGGAGGUCGCCCUCCUUACUAUUCAGAAGAGAUGUUUGAACAAGAUUUUGAACAACCAAAAGAGGAAGAUCCUCCUAAAGAGGAGAGUCCAGCCAAAGAACCCACAGUUAAUUCAACAGUUACCGAGACUAAUUCUACCCAACCAAAUCCCAGAGGGGCUCAGGGAGGAAAUGAUACCACCCCGACAGGGAAUGGUGGUCCAGGGGUAAACACUGGGGGCAGCCCUACAACCCAAAAUGGGGGCAGCCCUACAACACAAAAUGGGGGCAGCCCUACAACCCAAAAUGGGGGCAGCCCUACAACACAAAAUGGGGUCGUCCCACCCCCUGCAGUCAACACUUCAGUCCAGGGAGUGCCAGGAAGUCAAAUUCCGCGGAGACCAAGUCAGCCAAACCUUCACGAAAAUUAUCCGUAUCCUAACAUACGAAAUUAUCCUUCAGGAAGACAGUGGUAUUCCACUGGAACAGCCAUGGGGCGCAGACAGAGUUGGCCUUUUUACCACAAUCAACAAUUUCAACAAUUUCAACAAUUUCAACAGUUUCAAAGGGGUCCUCGGUGGAACUCCUUUGCUUUGGAGAGUAAACAGGUAGCUCGUCCAAUAAAUCCAACUUAUCAAAAAGCUUAUCCUUCCACUUCAAGAGGCAAUUAUCCCAAUUAUGCAGGAAACCCAGCAAAUAUCAGAAGAAAGCCUCAGGAGCCUAAUAAACACCCUGUGGGAACCAAUGUUGCCCCACUGGCUCCCAAACCCAGUACUGUUAAUCACAAUGAAAAAGUCCAAAAUCCAAGCGAGAAGCCACUAGGUCAAAAAGAAAGAGCAGCCAUUCCUACAAAGGAUCCAAGUGGCCUCUGGAGAAACUCUCAACAUUACGGAGUUACUAAAUCAAAUGACAAACUGCCUCCCCCUGAAAAUAACAUGCCAGUUCCAAAUUUUAAUUCCAUCAAUCAACGUGAAAACUCCUAUUACCAAACAGGAGAUUCCACAAAAGUCCCCAAUUCUAAUGGACAAACCCAAAGCCAGAAUUUGCCCAAAGGGAUUGUUUUAGAGCCAAGAAGAAGUCCAUAUGAAUCUGAAACUAACCAGCCAGAAUUAAAGCACAGUACUUACCAGCCUGUAUACCCGAAGGAAAUCCCUUCUCCUGCAAGGGGACAUUUUCCUGCUGGAAAAGAUACUUGGAACCACCAAGAAAUCUUUCCACCUUUCAAGGAAGAUCCUGGGAGGCAGGAAGAACAUUUACCUCAUCUUUCCCAUGGCUAUAGAGGAAGUGUUUUCUACCCUGCAUAUAACCCCUAUGGUCCCAGGGAAAACUCACCAUACGUUAGAAGCAAUAUGUGGGAUGAGAGAGUUGAUUCUCCCAAUACUAUGGGGCAACAAGAAAACCCACUGUACCCCGUAAACACUCCAGACCAGAAAGGGGGAGCCCCUCAUAAUGAAGAGGACCCAAUUGAUCCAACUGGAGAUGAACCUUUUCCAGAACAAAAUAGAUGGGGUGAGGAGCUGAGCUUUAAAGGAGGCCCAACAGUGAGGCACUAUGAAGGUGAGCAACAUACCUCAAAUCCACCAAAGGAAUAUCUUCCCUAUUCCCUAGAUAAUCCAUCAAAACCCAGGGAGGAUUUUCCUUAUCGUGAAUUUUACCCCUGGAGCCCGGAUGGGAAUUUUCCAUCAUAUAAUACAGCUCCUACUCUACCACCACCUAUAGAGAGCAGGGGCUAUUAUACUAACAGUGCUGUUAGACGAGAAGAAAGCACUUUAUUUCCUUCACAGAACUCCUGGGACCACAGGAUUCAAGCCCAAGGGCAGAAAGAAAGAGGGCCAUAUUUUUACAGAAAUUUCUGGGAUCAGGCAACAAAUUUACACAAAGCCCCAGCUAAUCUGCCAGAACAGAAAGAGAACCAUCCCUAUUCCAGUAACUCCCCAGCUGGGCUUCAGAAAAAUCCAAUGUGGCAUGAAGAUGAGAAUUUGAACUAUGGCAUGCAAAUUACUAGGCUGAAUUCCCCAGAAAGAAAACAUCUGGCUUUCCCAGACUUAAUUCCUCAAAGUCACCCAUCAUAUCAAAAAGAAGCACAUUUAUUUCACUUGAGCCAGAGAGGUUCCUGCUGUGCUGGUGGCUCCCGGGGGCCCAAGGAUGACCCGCUGGCUCUGCAAGACUAUACUCCCUCCUACGGUCUUGCACCAGGAGAGAACCAGGACACCAGCCCUUUGUAUAUGGAAGGUAGCCAUCCCAAGCAUGGAAGACAUGUAGUCUCCCCAACAAGUAUCCUACCUGGCCAAAGGAACAGCUCAGAGAAGAGACUGCCUGGGGAAAGCCAAAACCCAAAUCCUUUUAGAGAUGACGUAUCCACUCUGAGGAGGAACACACCAUGUUCUAUGAACAAUCAGCUGGGCCAAAGGGGAAUUAUACCCCUUCCCGAAGCCGGUUCCCUUCAAUCAAAGAAUACACCUUGUCUCAAAAGUGAUCUUGGAGGAGAAGGGAACAAUGUUCUGGAACAGAUUUUUGAAGACAACCAGCUCAAUGAAAGAACUGUUGACCUAACUCCUGAGCAGCUUGUUAUCGGUACCCCUGACGAAGGCCUCAAUCCAGAAGGUUUCCAAAGUGAAGUCCAAGGAAAUGAGAGUGAGAGGCAGCAACAAAGACCGUCUAACAUCCUGAAGUUACCAUGCUUUGGCUCCAAAUUAGCAAAGCAUCACUCUUCCAGCCCUGGACCUCCAUCUAGCAAUGGAAGGCAAAGCCCAUUUGACGGGGAUCCAGUAAUGCCUACGGAAAAUCCUAACACAUUGGUUGAGUUAGCUACUGGGGAACAAUAUACGGGUAUAAAUGUAGACCCACUUAAUGCAGACGAACACACUCCAUUUGAAUCCUUUCAAAGAGGGGCCAAUCCACAGGACCAGGUACAAGACUGCUUACUGCUUCAGGCCUAG
Propithecus coquereli (Coquerel's sifaka) is the source of this 3546-nucleotide messenger RNA. It is a transcript of the gene ENAM, whose product is annotated as enamelin. The transcript has 8 exons. The record is from RefSeq and is a predicted model, not a curated record. NCBI's taxonomy places the organism in Eukaryota, Metazoa, Chordata, Mammalia, Primates, Indriidae. The coding region runs from base 1 to 3546 and encodes 1181 amino acids.